Molecule: messenger RNA, 1607 nt
Organism: Vanessa atalanta (red admiral)
Lineage: Eukaryota; Metazoa; Arthropoda; Insecta; Lepidoptera; Nymphalidae
Exons: 6
Coding region: 143-913 (256 amino acids)
Source: RefSeq, a predicted model, not a curated record
ACUGCGUAGUCUCAACACUGCGACCGGAGCAGUUUUGGUGUAAUUUUGACGGCGUCCAUAUUUACGGAGUGAUUUUGUUAUUCUUUUAUAUUAUUUAUUGUUGCUUUGUGUAUAUUUGUGUAUAAAUCGAAGUAAAUUGAUAAUGAAAAUCUUGAAAAACGCAUUUUGUAGCGGAGAAAAUCUUCGCGCUAAAUGUUUCAUAAUUGGAUACUUGAACCUCAUCGCCAGUAUCAUUGACAUCGGGUGUCAUGUUCUCAUCGUGGCUAUUGUAUCCAACGGCUUUCAAUGCGAUGUUGACAGAGAUAUCCUACGAUCUAUCGACUGGCCAUGGCUGGAACCAUUAUUGCUGAUCGUGAAUAUUGGUACUCAUGGCUUUUACCCAUUCCCUCUCAUCCUCCCAUCCUACAACAACUUCCAUGUUGAUUACAUGCCUAUCCCCACACAACCGAGGUGCUAUCCCGGGAUGCUGCAUCUUUACUUGAUUGACAUUCUCAACUGCUUAAUCAAUGUCAUCUGGCUCCAAUUCGUGGUAUCGUUUGUCUCCGCUGUUCAUAAGAAAGAUCCAGAACCAAUGCGCAUGUUCUUUGGCCUGUCUUUGGUGAAACUUGUGCUCCAGGCUAUGUAUUUCUUCGCCCGGCCUAGCUUCUGCAGAGACUUAUCUACGGAAGCCUAUUAUUUCAUCAGUGCUUUGGAUGCUUGCGUCGCAAUCAUCUUCUUGACGAUCAUCAACGCAUACGUAGUUCAGUUACGUAAUGAGAAAUUACAGAACAACACCGACCAGCCGCCACCUUACAUCGAAUGUCUCAUUAACGGACAACCAACGCGAGUUGAUGAAAAAAGAGAUGCAGUUCUAGUUAUCGAAGAAAAGAAACCUGAAUUACCAAUGGAAACAGAAUCACAGGAAAGAUGUUGAUCUGAUAGCUUUUAAUAUUUCAUUGGUUGAAUUACAAACGACGUAUCUACACUUUUUGAAUUUGAAAUUGGAAUUCGUAACGGUUACUUUAUGAUACAAUGAGUAUUGAUAUCUUACUGAUAAUUUAACGGCAAUAGUCUGUGUCCUUGUAUGCUUAUUACUUACCACGCUGAAACGGCUGGACGCAACUAAGCGUAGUAAUCAGUUCUAUCCUUUGUUUACUAGAACUUGGAUAGUUUUAUUUUAAUCUAUAUUAAUAUUAUAAAUGCGAAAGGAACUCUUGUGUGUCUGUUACUCUUCCACGACCAGACCACUGAACCUAAUGACAAAUACCUAGCAAUAACAGUUUUAGAAUAUUUUUUAAAUAAUUCAAAUAGGCUAUAAAAGAAAACCUUACAUUGUAAAAUUAAAAAAGAUUCUGUAAAGUUUUGUAUUUGGUAGUUACGACGUUUGAUAAUUUAACCAUACAACAUUAUAGUUUAUAGAUAUAAGUUACGUAAGGGUAUAAACACCAAAUCUAAAUGCUUAAUGCCAAGUUUCCUAUAAUAAGUGUCUUAAUUAUAAUUUAUCUGUUAUUAAUGUAAAAUAUUUAAGCCUCAACUUAGCUUUACACGUUUGUUAAUGUGACUGUAUGACUAAACUUCUUAUGGUAUUAAAUUAUUAAAUUGUAAGUUAAAUUGGCAUAUUUAAAUAA